AUGGCACAGGUAAAACCGGCCAGAACCAUCAAAACACCCGUCAGGGCAGCAAGCACUCCUUCCAUUACUCCUAAGCAGACCCAAUAUACCAGGUGGAGCGCAAAGGCAGGCGCCAACAUCAGCGUGGUAUACCUUGCCCGCAAUAUCAAAGACAACAACAACGCACCGGGCUAUUGCGGAGGCCUUAACUACGAGAUCAAUAAUUUCAUCCGUGUUUCCACGCUGUACAGCUAUUUCCGUCCCAUCAACAUCGAACCGACCUGGCUGAAUGUAAGGGCAAGCACCACCGAAAUGAACCUCGAAAUGGUGGCUCACUUCCCCAAUAAAAAAACCUUGCUCUAUCCUUUUGUAGGCGUGAGCUACAAUACAAUACUACGCGGUGAACACGGUCGUAAGGAACCGCUGGGUGGGCCUCAACCUCGGUACCGGUAUUGA
Stylonychia lemnae is the source of this 435-nucleotide messenger RNA. The record is from the annotation of a GenBank genome assembly. NCBI's taxonomy places the organism in Eukaryota, Ciliophora, Spirotrichea, Sporadotrichida, Oxytrichidae.